Messenger RNA from Ixodes scapularis (black-legged tick), 567 nucleotides. RefSeq lists its product as uncharacterized. Gene Ontology annotation, cellular component: nucleus. NCBI's taxonomy places the organism in Eukaryota, Metazoa, Arthropoda, Arachnida, Ixodida, Ixodidae. The record is from RefSeq and is a predicted model, not a curated record. The transcript is spliced from 4 exons. Bases 1 to 465 code for a protein of 154 amino acids.
AUGUCAAGGUUGAAUCCGCGAGUGUCGGCAGCCCAGCGCGAGGCACUAUUGAAUUUUAUGGCAGAACAUACCCAAAUCGCGCUGGGAGCCGCUGAUAUCGCGCCGACGGUCACUCAGGUUGAUAAAGAUAAGCUCUGGGCUGAGCUCGUCGCCGAGCUGAACGCCAUUGGACCUGCAGUCAAAGACAGGAGAAGAUGGCAGCACUAUUGGACUGAUAGGGUGGCCGCCGCCAAAAAGAAAGCGUAUGAGUUCCGCAACAACAGCGGUGGGACGGGCGGAGGCGCAGUACCUGGCGAGGCCUGGACAAUAAUUGCCAUCAUCGACCCCGACGCCGUGGAGGGUUGCGGGGCACCGGCGGUGCCGGGGCCACAGGCUGUACCAUCGCCAGUAGCUGCGGCAGGCAGCUGUGUAUCCACUGGGGAAGUGCCAGGAACCAGUGGCACCGGCAGAGCAGAAUUCUGUUGACACAGUGACCGAGGAAUUCAUCAGAGGCCAUCAGCGACUAGUGGAGCUGGCCGUGGCUAGGCUUGCUGCCCUUGAGCAGGUACUCGUAUAACACAAAUUUCU